Trematomus bernacchii (emerald rockcod) is the source of this 1671-nucleotide messenger RNA. Its product is annotated as nascent polypeptide-associated complex subunit alpha. The coding region runs from base 102 to 1568 and encodes 488 amino acids. Gene Ontology annotation, cellular component: cytoplasm; nascent polypeptide-associated complex. The transcript is spliced from 9 exons. Lineage: Eukaryota; Metazoa; Chordata; Actinopteri; Perciformes; Nototheniidae. Gene Ontology annotation, biological process: protein targeting to membrane. The record is from RefSeq and is a predicted model, not a curated record.
CGGAAGUAGAACUCCCUGCUCUGUACCGGAUAUUACCGCGGAGCUGAGGUCAGAAGUUCUCUCUCACAGCCAUCUUGGAUAUAGCAUCCCGAAUCGCAACCAUGCCUGGUGAAGCAACAGAAACGGUCCCAGUCACCGAGCAGGAGAUGCAGCAGCCUCAAGUGGAGACCGCUGAAGGAGCAUUGGAUUUCUCCGCUCCCCCUGAGAUGACCAUUCCUGUGAGCAAAACAAUCCCACUGGAGAAUCCUACAGAAACUUCUGAUCCUGCUCAAGCGAUAGCCUUCACAGAAGAAGCUAGCAUUCAGACCAAUGAUGAUAAAGCAAAUGGUGUAGCUGCGACUCAAGACAUCACUGAGCAAACUGAAGAGACUGGGUUGGUGGCCACACCUGUCACACAGGAAGAGGUGACUGCUGAACCAGCAGGGGCUUCAGCUGACAUGCCAGUUCCAGAAGAAUCUUUGCCUGCUGUCGAAGCGCCCAUUGUUUCCGCAGAAGAGCCACCAGCUCUUGAAGAAGCAGUUCCAGCUAAAGAGGUACAAAGUCAAGAGUCUGCUGUUGCUACUGAAGAAACUGCCAUCGAGGAGGUUGAAAAGAUUUCUGUUGAAGCAAAGACCACUGAAGAGGAGCCCAGUGCAGCGGCAGAAGAAAUUCCUGAUGUACCGAAACCAUCUACUACUGAAGCAAAGACCACUGAAGAGGAGCCCAGUGCAAUGGCAGAAGAAAUUCCUGAUGUACCGAAACCAUCUGUUACUGAAGAUAUCGGUGCCAGCAGUGAAGAUUCUCCACAGACGGAGAUUAAAAACUUGAGGAAUCUUUGCCUGGAUGCAGCUGAUGAUGAAGUGUUGCCUGCUGAAGUGACUGUCGACCCGCCUACCGUAAAUGAAGAUCUGGACAAGCAAGAUGCUAUUACUCUUCUCACCAAGGCCAUUCAGUCAAAUCAGCCCUCCAAAUGUGACCACAUCCCAUCUCUUUCCACUCGCCACCAUUCAGGAUCCGGUACCGAGUCUGACAGCGAUGACUCAGUCCCUGAUCUGGAGGAACAGGACUCUGCACAGACACAGACACAGCAGGCUCAGCUUGCAGCAGCAGCUGAAAUAGACGAGGAACCUGUCAGCAAAGCCAAACAGAGCCGCAGUGAAAAGAAAGCACGAAAGGCAAUGUCAAAGCUUGGUCUCAGGCAGGUAACGGGCGUCACCAGGGUCACUAUUCGCAAGUCAAAGAACAUCUUGUUUGUCAUCACCAAGCCAGACGUCUACAAGAGCCCUGCAUCAGACACAUACAUCGUCUUCGGUGAAGCUAAGAUCGAAGAUCUUUCCCAGCAGGCCCAGCUGGCUGCCGCAGAAAAGUUCAAGGUACAGGGAGAAGCAGUUUCAAACAUCCAGGAAAACACACAGACGCCAACAGUACAGGAGGAGAGCGAAGAAGAAGAGGUGGAUGAGACCGGAGUUGAGGUCAAGGACAUCGAACUCGUUAUGUCACAAGCCAACGUGUCGCGAGCGAAGGCUGUACGCGCUCUGAAAAACAACAACAAUGACAUCGUCAAUGCUAUUAUGGAGUUGACAAUGUAAUGGGACCCUGGCACAAAAGGGUUAAAGAAAGGUUGCUGAUUUGAGCUCGUUUAUACAAUUUAUACCCAAGAUGGAAAUAAAGUUGUGGCUUGAUAAAAUGUAA